This is a messenger RNA of Patella vulgata (common limpet), 5085 nucleotides long. Its product is annotated as beta-1,3-galactosyltransferase 5. The transcript has 3 exons. Gene Ontology annotation, molecular function: hexosyltransferase activity. The record is from RefSeq and is a predicted model, not a curated record. Bases 260 to 1348 code for a protein of 362 amino acids. Gene Ontology annotation, cellular component: membrane. Lineage: Eukaryota; Metazoa; Mollusca; Gastropoda; Patellidae.
GUUGGGUUAGAGAGACAACUUAGAAUACGAAUAGACAAAUAAAGAUGUCGACAAGGGUAACAUCAUCUUUAUAUUCUAUAUUAUAAUUUGUUUGUUUUAAUGGACACCGUCUCCUCUACUGAUUUGAAAUGAUAUUUGUGCUAUGCAGGUCGUUGGUUGUAUGUGACAGUCCUCAUAUUGCUGUAAAGGAGUUCAACAGUUUACUUGUGCAUUGUUUUAUUGUUUGGUGAUAGUUCAAUUAAAAAAGUAUAGCUCAAAGAUGUUUCCUAAAAUGACCGGCAGAAUGAGAAAAUUUUGUCCUUAUUUUGUUGUGCUGCUAGUGGCUUUCUUUUACGUGGUAGUUAAUCUUCUGACUGACAGUUUUGUUGCCGUUGAAAGUCGUCAUGGUAUUCCAACUCCGGCCAUUCCACGACAAGAACAGAAACCCGUGACAACUGUGCUACAAACAACAACUACUGCUAGGCAACACAUAUGGUAUCGACCGGAAAACAAUCCAUUGUUUUUUACACCCCGCAAAUCUGUUGUUAACCCACUGAACUAUAACGUAGUCAUUUCCGGUGACCCAGAUUGUGUCAAUGAUCCGCCAUUUUUGACAGUUUUAGUACUGAGUAUGCACUCAAGUGGCGAAUAUAGAGACGCCAUCCGGAACACCUGGGGGAGUUUGGCAAGGAAUAACUCGUGGCCAGGGUUUAAUAUCACAGAAAAAAUUAAACUUGUAUUCUUGUUCGGAACUGCUCAAAGUUCAACACAAAAUGAAGAGUUGAAAGCUGAGGCAAAACAAACUCGGGAUAUAGUUAUGUUUGAUUUUUUAGAGUCAUAUUUUAAUUUGACCUAUAAGGUCCUAAUGGGCUUUAAAUGGGUGCAAAAAUUCUGCCCAGAAACUAAAUUUGUGCUGAAAUGUGACGAAGAUACGUUUGUAAAUAUCCCCAAAGUAGUUGAAAGACUUCGUUCAAAAGAAUGGAAUACUAAAAUCGCUGGGCCAUAUUUCACGAACGAAAUAACGAGACGUGGUGGCAAGUACGAGGUUGCCGUGUCCGCUUACCCGUUUAGAAUAUAUCCAGCACACGUUAAAGGAAAUAUAUAUUUCAUGCCGACAGAUUUAGCCCGGAAACUUCUUAAUGCGAGUUAUUAUAUGCCGUACGUGAAUAUGGAAGAUGCAUAUAUAACGGGUAUUCUGGCCAAGUCUGUUGGGGGUAUUAACUACAAAGGGCUAAACCGAAAUGAAUAUUCUCCAUCUCGUGCUUUGAAGGGCUGUGAAUUUCUUUCAAAAGUUGCUUCACAACAAAUUCAACCCACAGAUGCUCGAGACAUUUGGAAGAAACUGAACAGUAAAACUGACUGUAAAUAGCGAAAUCAAUGGCGUCCUUGUCUCAUCCAUGGAGAGUGUGUGACUUAUAUGGGGUCUCAACAAAGCCUAAAAUCGAUUCAAAAAGUCUAUAAGUGGAAUUUUUUUUCAUCGCAACUGAUAUUGACAAAUGAUAGCACACCCCUUAACGUAAAAGGCGAAGUAAUACACAGACAAGAUUGGCGUGUUCAUCAAGGUUACGUGAUGUAUAGGAUAGAACUGUCUAAACACAUUGCAAAUGUUAUUCUAACAGGGGGUCGUGGUGGUUCAGUAAGUAAGGCACUGGCACACUAACCAGAGCGUCCGGAGUUCGAUCACGGGAUUUUUCAGCGUAGUUUCUCCUUUGUGCGGGAUGGAGCGGUCAGACAAGGACAGUGUCUAGUCGUUCGGAUGGGGCCAAAAAACUAGUUCCCCUGUACACAUCGGUGUGUACGUAAAAGAACCCUUGCCAGUUGGAAUUCGGAAUAAGAGUAGGCCAUAGCGCCCCUGCCAGAGCACAAUUUCCCUCAAUUCAUAGCACACUACAGAAAAGUAAGAAGUUAAAUCCCAUUUCAUUUCAUUUCAAUUAUUCUAGAAUAGAGAUCUUUGCUAAGAUUUGAAGAAUGGGAAAGGAAGGCCAGUUAUUGUCUGAAGGAGAGGGCGGUAACGGUGACUAUUUGAAUACUGAUAAUUCCUGCUGUGAAGAGGGGGGGGGGGAGGCACGAGAAUAUCUGGGUUUAUCUGGUGGAAACCAAAUAUUCAUACGCGUAAUUGACUAUCUCGAGAUCAGAAAAGACUUGUAAAAUAGACAAUUAUUUUAUGUUGAUUGUUUACAGUUAUAGUUAAUUCACAGAGCCCUAUAAGUAUAUGGUUUCCCCCUUGUCAGUGGUGCAGGACGGAAGGCCUGACAAGGACAGCUGUCUAGUCUUUCGGAUGGGACGAAAUCCUAGGUCCCGUGUAUACAUUGGCUUACACGUAAAAGAUCCCAUGGCAGUUGGAAUUCGAUAUACGCAUAGGCCGUAGCGCCGCUGUCCGGGCGUAUGCCCGUCUUCAUUAGCCCAUCAGGAGCAAUACAGUAGGACGUUAAACCCCAUUUUAUUUCAUUUCGUAUAAGUAUAAAAAAAGUCCUAUUUUGUUAUCAUUUAUUUGUUUGAAAGUUACUACUGUCUCCGAAAUAUGGACAAUCAAUUCUGUGAUCUAUGUUUAACAAAAACUGCCUUCAUAUUCAUUUCUUAUCAGACAUAUUAAAGGUAUGUAUGGUAUUCAUAGAAAAAUCUCUUGAUUUUUUAUUCUUCGGGUCAGAUUCGCAUAAAAUCGGAAUUUUGCUGGUAUUGGAAAAUUGCAAACAGACAAUUUAAAUUUAUCAAAAAUUGUAUGUAUAUACAAGAGUAAAAUAUAAACUGGUUAGGUAUGCCAACUCCUCAAAGGGAGAGAGAAAGAGCGAGAAAUGGGGUUUAACGUCCACUCGACACAAACUAGGUCAUUUCGGGACUAACAUAUGGUUUUAAUUUUAAUUUCAAUAAUUCGCUUGCGCGUAGGGGUCUUUAGCAGUGGGAGGAAACCGGAGGACCCGGAGAAAACCCACGAGGUUGGACAGGCGACCCUACUCCUUGUCACGUACAACCGGGGAUUCGAAACCACGCCAGUUGACUCAAUGACAGACAUUAUGAUACAGUGGUGUGGUUUGUUUUGUUAGAGUAAUUGUCUAUCAUUUUGAUCAUUACUUAGAGCCAGACGUGGAUUUUAGAAACCAGAGCUGCUACUGAUUCGGCGCACUAAAAAUUCACUGAAAAACCGCAUCCUUUAAAAAAAUACAUCUUUCAUAAUAGGAGCUUAACGUUUUACAAAUCAGGCUUAAAAUACACUCUGAAUAAGAUUUGCAAUUAUUUCUUUGCAGAUGAAUUAUAUUUGAUCAAUAAAGAUUAUGUACAUAAUAUACUUUUAUAAUCAAAGCUGGGUUGCUAUUUAUAAUCCAUGCGGUGUAGCCUCUAGAAAUUUAAUUCACGUAACUGUAUUGAUAUACCUGUAUGAGUAUACGGAACUAUGGCAACACAUAAUCAAUUAGUAAGUAGGCCUAUAUGUAAGACGAAGCAGCUCUUUAUUCAGUGUUCUUCAUUCCGCCCACACCUAGCAUCAUAAUGUCCCGCUUCGAUGAAUUUGGAGAAAGGUUUUUGGAAAAACGUUUUGCAAGAUUGGUUUUUGGAGAUUUAUAUUUGGAAAUUUGUUGUUCUAGAUUUGUUUUUCGUUGUAUGUCUCUGAAGAAAUGUAAAUGUAGGCUAAUUUUUUUGAUUUUCUAAAACGUAGUUUAAAUUAAAAUACAAUUAAAUCAAACAAAAAUACAAUUUACAAAUCUGAUAUUAAGAUACAAAUUUCAAUGUUAGUGUACAAAUGUCGAAAUACGAAAACAAUGAAGAAAAAAGAAUUAAGGUCUAUGAAUUAAGAACUAUGAAUUAAGAACUAUGAAUUACGAACACUGAAUAAAGAGAUGUUUGGUCUUCCAUAGUCCUAAUCAUUUCUGAACAAGCAUUAGGCCUAAAUGUUUUUUUCUGUGCGGUCGCGUUUGCUAUAUUGCGUUCUGUAAUCCAUGUGGACGGAGAUAGAAAAUAACUUUUAAAACAAAUAAUGAUAGUUUGAAUUGAAUUUAUUAAUAGGACUUCCUGAAUAAACUAUAACUUAUCGUUUAAAAUAUAAAUAGGCCUACCGGUAGUAAAUUAGUCAGAACUAGUAAAGCACCAACUUUUUCUCACUUUCUCUGAUCUCGUGACAAUCAAAACGUUUUAUUAGCCGUAGCAAAGAUCUCUAUGUUCAAAUAAAUUAUAUUUGGAAUGUAUUUCAGCAGUUCUAUCACAUUAUGUAACAUUGGGUGGACACGAUCAUUGAUAUAUUGUCCUUUAAAUUAAAGGUUGUAGUGUUAUGGUUAUAUGUUAAUUAAGAUUCGAUCAUUUGUUGGGGAUAGGGGUGUCGAAAGCUUUUUUUUUUAAAUGUAGAUUUCUGUAUAAUAGAAAACAAAAAACUUCAAACGUUGUCGCCUUUAGAUUAUUUACUUGGAAUAUUACAUUUUAUUGUAUUUUGAUUACCCGAUAUAAUAUGGGAGGUAACUCUAAUAUUUUGGGUCAUAUUUUAUAGUUAUCUCCCUUUAUAUAACCAUUGUCUUUUCGCGAAAAAAUGACAAUGACUGUGAUUCCCCAAGUCCUGAGAUCAUUCAUCACUCAGGAACUAAGAUGUGUAGGCGAAGUACAUAUACUUUAAUAUUUGACAAGUAGGAAUGAAUUUCAAAAUACGCCAAAUUCGAGAUAUUAAUACAGAAACUAGUAUAUAUUUAGAUAGUGCUUCAAAAGACAUUUGAAUGCCGACUGCUUUUUAUACAUAUAUAUAUAUAUAUAUAUUUUAUUUUCGUUUGUAACUCAAAACAAUUCGUAGGCUAAAUUACCUAUAUUUUACCUAAAUGCCAAGAUUUUAGUAUAUAAGUUCCAGGCAAUAAAUAGCACGACGUGCCUCUCAAUGAUGGAGCUAUAUCACAACAGACCCUCGAUCUGUGUUUGUAAUCGUGUUGGUCAUCUUGUCACCUGUAUUUAUUUGUCCAGUUGGUCAAUAAAAGAAUUAAUGAGGAGCCGGUGGGGUGUUUGAUUUAACCAUGUAAUAUAGAAUUGAACAAAUAAAGACAUGGGCUGAUGAAUGUAUGGUGAAUAAUACAACAAACCCAGUGUAAGGUUUUAUUGUUCGACAAUAGACGAGAUUAAAGAACAAGGGAGCGUAUUGUA